UCCAUCUCUGUCAUUUUCUUUCUUUAGAUCCUGCCACUUCACAAGACACACAGAAAAGAAGUGAACAAAUAUUGUUACAAGUUUUUAUCUUUUUACAGAAAAAAAGUUUUCAGAAAGAUCACAAAAAAAGAAAAAAUAUUCAUUUAAAGCAAAUUGACUCUUGUCUUUACUACACCUUUCUUCUGCUACAUUCAAAAAAAAAAAAAAAAAAAAAAAAUAAUUUCAUCACCGCUUCAUAGAUUUCCCAUUUUUCCCAUUUCUUGAUUUUUUUCCAAAGUUUAUUUUUUUUUUCCAUAUUGGGUCUUAAAAAGUUCAAUUUUUUUCAUUUUGGGUCUUGAUUUUUUUAGUUAAUCUGGUGUAAUAAUUUCCCAUUUUCCACAUUUCUUUGUUUUGUUCCAAAGUUUAGAUUUUUUUCCAUAUUGGGUCUUGAAAAUUUCAAAUUUUUAUUAAUAUUUUUGUCAAUCUAGGGUGAUAAUUUCCCAUUUUCCACAUUUCUUGUUUUUACCCCAAAGUUCAGAUUUUUUUUUUCCAUAUUGAGUCUUGAAAAUUUCAAUUUUUUCUUAAUAAUCAAUCUAGGAUGGUAAUUUCCCAUUUUCCACAUUUCUUGAUUUUGCUCCAAAGUUCAGAUUUUGUUCUAUAUUGAGGCUUGAAAAGUUCAAAUUUUUCUUAAUCUUUUAGUCAAUCUGGGGUAAUAAUUUCCUAUUUUCCAAGGUGGUUUAAGUUUUGAUGCAAUUGGUUAUUAUUAUCUUAACAUGCAUGUAAUUAUGAGGAACUUGUGGCUAUGAGGAAGAGAAAUGGAGGUUAGAUCAGAGAGUGAGGUACAAGUUAGAAGCGAGAAAGUACUACCAUCAUUACAAGGGCAAGUGAUACAAAGGACUAGAUUAAAAGUUUGGUUUAUAAGAGUUUGUUCCAGUAUUUUGAUAUGGACAUGUUUGGUUCAACUUAUUGCUGUUUGGGAGUUAUAUCAACCACGUUUGUUUUCGGGUUUUAGUGAAUAUACUAAGUUGUCUGUUCAUGUUGAAGAGACUUUGCCUUCUCCUUUGCCUAUUCUUCCAGCUAGAAAUUAUACAAAUAAUGGGUUUCUUCAAGUGUCCUGCAAUGGUGGCUUGAAUCAGAUGCGUGCAGCCAUCUGUGACAUGGUGACUGUUGCACGGCUAUUAAAUCUAACUUUGGUUGUCCCAGAGCUUGAUAAAACAUCUUUUUGGGCAGAUCCUAGCAACUUUGAUGAUAUUUUUGAUGUGAGACACUUCGUUGCUUCACUAAGAGAUGAAGUUCGGAUAAUAAAGAGACUGCCAAAGAGGUUCAGCAGGAGAUAUGGAUACCAACCACUAGAAAUGCCUCCUGUUAGCUGGUCAAAUGAAAAGUACUACUUGCAACAGGUUCUGCCUCUCUUCAGCAAUCAUCAAGUAAUACAUUUCAACAGGACAGAUACUAGACUAGCAAACAAUGGGAUUCCUCUUGAGCUUCAGAAACUCAGAUGUCGGGUGAAUUUUCAGGCACUGAAAUUCACUCCAGAUAUUGAGGCUUUAGGAGAAAAAUUGGUAAAAAUGCUUCAGGAGAGAGGGCCAUUUGUAGCAUUGCAUCUAAGAUAUGAGAUGGAUAUGUUGGCAUUCUCUGGUUGCACCCAUGGCUGCACUGCAGAGGAAGCUGAGGAGCUCAAACGGUUAAGGUAUGCAUUCCCUUGGUGGAGGGAGAAAGAGAUUGUAUCUGAGGAGAGGAGAUCUCAAGGAUUGUGUCCCCUCACUCCAGAAGAGGCAGCUUUGAUUCUGCAAGCAUUGGGUUUUGAAAAAGACAUACAAAUAUAUAUUGCAUCUGGUGACAUUUAUGGAGGUGAAAAGAGGCUUGCUGCUUUGAGAGCUGCCUUCCCAAAGAUUGUGAAAAAGGACAUGCUGCUAGAACCUGGGGAAUUGCGGCAUUUCCAGAAUCAUUCAUCUCAGAUGGCAGCCCUGGAUUUCAUAGUGUCGACUGCUAGUAGUGUAUUUGUUCCUACUUAUGACGGGAACAUGGCUAAAGUUGUUGAAGGUCAUCGUAGGUAUCUUGGGUUUAAGAAAACCAUUCGAUUGGAUCGAAGAAGACUGGUAGAGCUAUUAGAUUUGCAUCAGAACGGGACACUUCCAUGGGAUGAGUUUACAGCUGCAGUCCGGCAGUCACAUGAGGGAAGAAUGGGACAGCCGGUUCGUCGCAGAGUUAUUGCUGACAAACCAAAAGAAGAAGAUUAUUUUUAUGCAAAUCCACAGGAGUGUCUGUGUGAGAGUAAAACAUGUGAUGACUUGUUUGGCCCUGAUAAUUCAACAGCAGUCAAAUAAGAUAUGCAAUUCAGAGCAUGUGUUGCGUGGAUGUUUACUCCAUACUAAGCAAAGGGAAAGGUGUAAAGUUGUUGGCAUGCACACUCGAGAUUGGUUAGCAAAAGGCCAAAAAUGUGGCCUUCGGUCAUCGGGGCAUUUUGGAGAGGUGUUUUUCAUAGAUGGGUAGUUUAUAGCUGAAAGAAGCAAGAGAAAAAAAUAAAAAAAAAAUGAAGAAACAAAGUCUGUCAUACUUGUUAAAAAGAAAAGCAGUGUCAUGUUAAUGUGUUCAUUUAUUUUGUUCAUACGUAUUUGCUCUCUUCAACAAGGCGGACUGGGCAGAAUGUACUUGAUACCACAAUUAUUUACAGGAAGAUAACUCUUUUCGCAGUCAAAUGCUCUAAUUUGUGGAGCGGAGAGAUGUAACAGUUCGGAUAUUUAUCUAAACGUCAUGCCCAAAAAAGGGUACUUGAAGCAAAUCCAAAUUGUGUGCUGAAAAAUCA
Lycium barbarum (goji berry) is the source of this 2785-nucleotide messenger RNA. RefSeq names its product rhamnogalacturonan I rhamnosyltransferase 1. Gene Ontology annotation, cellular component: chloroplast; cytoplasm. NCBI's taxonomy places the organism in Eukaryota, Viridiplantae, Streptophyta, Magnoliopsida, Solanales, Solanaceae. The record is from RefSeq and is a predicted model, not a curated record. The transcript is spliced from 8 exons. Bases 795 to 2306 code for a protein of 503 amino acids.